This is a messenger RNA of Acytostelium subglobosum LB1, 2586 nucleotides long. RefSeq lists its product as hypothetical. NCBI's taxonomy places the organism in Eukaryota, Evosea, Eumycetozoa, Acytosteliales, Acytosteliaceae. Gene Ontology annotation, molecular function: protein binding. The transcript has 3 exons. The record is from RefSeq and is a predicted model, not a curated record. Bases 1 to 2586 code for a protein of 861 amino acids.
AUGGCUGACUACCAAGGCAAGCUCUUUGUAACUGUGCUACAGGCCCAGAACUUGGUUAUUAAACAGGAGAAGUCAAUGGCACAGGAAUUGGCAGGUAGCUUGUUACAGGGUAUACAAAAGAUACAGGCAUUCUCAAGUAGUAAUGUGAAGAAGUUGGCACCUAUAUUCACUGCACCAGGUGGUAGUGAGUCUACUACAUCUGCCACACCAACAACACCAACAGUUGGUAUAAUGGUCAGUGCAGCAUUCGAAGGUGGUCAUCCUGAUGACACUGUAUUCCGCACCACAUUGUCUGGCAACUUGACCGAGCCCAAGUGGAACGAAUCGCACACAUUCAACGUGAUCAAUCCUUGCGCCACAAUGCGCUUCCAGAUCAUACUCAAGUCCGAGACGGAGGGCCAGGACUUUUUGAUCGGCACAUCGCUCAUGUCCCUGAUCGACGAGGCACAUCUCUGGGGCCAGAAGCCAGUGGCCAAGUGGAUCAACAUCACCAAGAAGGUCGUGGCAUCCACCACAGACGACUCAUCAUCAUCGUCAUACACGGACGACGAGAUCGUCGGCAGGAUAGAGCUGCAGUUGCAGUACAAGUACCGCAAUGUAUGGGACUGUGUCUAUCAUGGCAAGCUGUUGCUAGUCGAGAACAAGUACGAGGACGCGCUGGAGCAGCUGACAGAGGCGGUCGAGAACAUGCCAACCAAUCCCCAACUCUACACAUUGAUUGUCGACUGCCACAUUGGUCUCAAGAACUAUGGCAAGGCCAUCGAGAAUGCCGCCAAGAUCAUCCAAUAUGAUCACGGCUACACUGGUCUGCUUAAGGCGGCACGCGUCCUAAUGAUCGCCGGCCAACUUGAAAAGGCACAAUCAUUCAUCGACAAGGCCAAGACCAAGUCGGACAACAGCGAGGAGAUAUACAACUCCCAGAUGGAGCUUAGCCACUUGUUCGAAGUGGACAACAUCAACAAGCUGGUCGAUCAAGGCUCAGCAGACUUUGCCAAGGGUGACUAUGUCGCCGCAGCGGCCUCCUUCACCAAGGCCAUAGAGAUCAAUGCACAUAGUCCAGUUCUAUACGAGUUGCGAGCCAUCUGCUAUGUAUGUGCCAAGAACAACGCGGCAGCAAUAGUCGACACCAACAAGAUAUUGGAGAUCGAUCACAACUGGCCCAAGAAGAACAACACCAUGAGUGGAUACAUGAUGAAGGAUGGUCAGAUCAACGUAAUGGCCAAGAAGCGAUGGUUCGGGCUAAAGUCAAUCUUUAUGUUCUAUUACAAAGACAUCAACGAAUUCAAUCCACAAGGAGUGAUCUGUUUGUAUGACUUUGGAUGCGCUCCCAAGCCCAAUCAAAAGGAGAAGUUCCAGAUCAAGACAAAGGACAGGGAAUACUAUCUGAGGGUGGACAGCAACAAGCCUCAGGAGUUUGAUCAGUGGAUCGCUGUGCUCACUAGGCUCUCUAGGACAAAGCCCAAGGUGCCCUCGUCAAGGGAGAUCCAAGACGACAUUAUCUGGCGCAAUAUAUAUCAAAAGAAGCAGGGCGCCAAGACAUCGUUCAUGUUGCCCGAGGUGAUGAUGCUGCCCGAGACCCUGUUUGUCGAGUCUGGUCGCUUCGCCUUCUCGAUCGGUGACAAGAUCAAAGCCAAGUUGUCAUCGGUGGCACAGGCUGACUGCACCAUCACUGGAUGGCUCUACAAGAUGGGCGCCGUCAACAAGGGCUGGCAGAAGCGAUACUUUAUGAUCGCAAACAAUCAACUGUAUUAUUGCAAGAUUGCCUCGGGAGAGGAGAAGCAGCCGCUGAUCACACCAACGGGCAUCUUGCCACUCGAUGGCGCCAAGCUCGACGCCAGUCCAUCGGCCGUUGCCAAGGCGCACGCGUUCAUCAUCAUGACCAGUCUUCGCAGGAACUUCAUCGUGGCUGCCGACUCUGAUAUGGACAAGGAGCGAUGGCUGCGCGCCAUAGUCCUUGCCAGUGGUGCUCCGUUGCCCGUGCAAGAGACCGACACUGUUGUAGUCAGCAGUGGAGGUGUUGGCGAGGAGGUACCAACAUCAGACUCAUUGUUCUCCAAUCGAAACAAGAAGAUCAAGUCACUGAGAGCGGUCCCCUCGGCAGAUGAUCAACUACAACAACAGCAACAGCAACAGCAACAAUACAACAACAACUACAACAACAACAACCUACGAAGGAUCAACACCAAUGAGAUGUCCGACUCUGAGUCCAGGUACUUUGCCAAGUUUGGACUGAAUGGAAACACACAGGCACACGCUAUAGCUCAAGCAGCACCAAUCAUCAAGUCCAACAAUCAAUCAUACAACAACAACAAUAUUAGUGGAUCACAAUCAACACUACCAUCAAUGCCACCAACACAACAACAACCAUUGCCAUCAUCAUCAUCUCCACACAACUCAUACAGAUCAAUUGGAAGACCAGUGUCCUCUGAGAUCCACAAUGUACUCGAUGAUGACGACGAUGAUUACCACAACUCAUCAUCCAACGUCGGACUACUCAGUGGACAUACCAAAGGCAUCAACGACGAUGUCGAGGAAGGAGGUGCCUCCAAGAGUAGACGAUGCCAAUGUGCCUGUACAAUCCAAUAA